AUGGAGGGUGAAUCACGUGACGUGACCUCCUUCAACAGGAAAUGCUCAGCCGUCACAGGAAGUGCACGAAAGAUCAGAGACAACAUGGCCGACUGGCACAACCUGAUGCUGAAGUGGGACAAGCUGAAUGAGGACGGAUUCAGUGUCGCGUCCAACGUCGUUAACCUGAGACUGUCUCAGAGCAGUCAGCUGUCGUCAUCAUCGGCUCCCCCAGGUGGCGCUGCAGAGCUGCAGGACCAAUGCUGCAAACUCCAGCACAUUUUUGACAAAAUGGUGACGAUGGUGGGUGUGGUGACAAGGAUGGAGAAUCUGAUGACAUCACAGCGAGGUCUUCGUGAUCUGGAGGAAUUUCAGUUUGGACCUGAAGGAAGACAAUGUCCACUGUUUCACACGUGGGACACUAAAGAGUUUGUGGGGGCGUGUCACUUCCUGUGGGAGUCGUUUGUUCAGGAAGUGAAGCUGAAGCAGAUCAUCCUACAGGAAGUGGCUCACACGAUCAGCGCUGACCUUUGUGCCGUCUACCUGUCCUGCUGGCUGCAUCAGCCCUUUAACCCCGCCCACAACCGACACAUGCUCGAGGCUCUGCUGCUGGAAACUGGACACCGCCCACUAUGA
Messenger RNA from Solea senegalensis (Senegalese sole), 615 nucleotides. RefSeq names its product cyclin-dependent kinase 2 interacting protein. The coding region runs from base 1 to 615 and encodes 204 amino acids. The transcript has 5 exons. NCBI's taxonomy places the organism in Eukaryota, Metazoa, Chordata, Actinopteri, Pleuronectiformes, Soleidae. The record is from RefSeq and is a predicted model, not a curated record.